UUUGGUCAGUUGGUUUGGUGGCAGCGAGCAGCAAAGAACAGUUAGUAGGCCUCCUCCUCGUGGUUCCGUGUGAAGUCAGAAAAUUGAGCAGAAGUUACCCAUUACAUAUUCUCCUUCUGCACAGUUCUAGGCGGUAAUCUGUUUUUGGUGAGUGGUGUGAAAAAGAAGUUCGGUUUGCGGAUAUUUCAACAACAAUGGCUCUUAGCCGUAUCUAUUCGUCAAAGUUGGCCAGUGCCAAUAAGAACCUCCUGCCGGUGAUCACCACCUACGUGCGAAAUGCAUCCGACAGCACCGACCUGAAGGCCGUACUCUCCGAAAAAAUCCCCAAGGAGCAGGAACGCGUCAAAAACUUCCGCAAGCAGUUUGGUGCCACCAAAGUUGGCGAAGUCACCGUUGACAUGAUGUACGGUGGUAUGCGUGGCAUCAAGGGUCUGGUGUGCGAAACCUCGGUGCUCGACCCCGAUGAGGGCAUCCGAUUCCGUGGACUGUCCAUUCCUGAGUGCCAGAAGGUGCUCCCAAAAGCCCCAGGUGGCGCUGAACCAUUGCCCGAGGGUCUGUUCUGGUUGUUGAUCACUGGUGAUGUUCCGACCAAGGCUCAGGUCGAUGCCCUGUCCCGCGAAUGGGCCAACCGUGCUGCCCUGCCAUCGCACGUCGUCACGAUGCUGAACAACAUGCCAACGACGUUGCACCCAAUGUCGCAGCUGAGCUGCGCGGUCACUGCCCUGAACCACGAGAGCAAGUACGCCAAGGCUUACUCGGAGGGUGUGCACAAGAGCAAGUACUGGGAAUACGUGUACGAGGACAGCAUGGAUCUGAUUGCCAAACUGCCAGUCGUUGCUGCCACCAUCUAUCGCAACACGUACCGCGAUGGCAAGGGAAUCGGUGCCAUCGAUCCCAAGAAGGAUUGGUCCGCCAACUUCACCAAGAUGUUGGGCUACGAAGACGAACAGUUCACCGAGCUGAUGCGUCUCUACCUGACCAUUCACAGUGACCACGAAGGUGGCAACGUGUCCGCUCACACCGUACAUCUGGUUGGCUCUGCUCUGAGCGACCCAUACCUGUCGUUCGCUGCCGGUAUGAACGGAUUGGCUGGUCCACUCCACGGUCUCGCCAACCAGGAAGUAUUAGUGUGGCUGCAGAAGCUGCGCAAGGAGCUCGGUGAUAACGCCAGCGAAGAUAAGGUCAAGGACUUUAUCUGGAAGACACUCAAAUCCGGACAGGUUGUUCCUGGCUACGGUCACGCCGUUCUGCGAAAGACCGAUCCUCGUUACACUUGCCAGCGCGAGUUCGCCCUGAAGCAUCUGCCAAACGAUCCCCUGUUCCAGCUGGUGUCCAACAUCUACAAAGUCGUGCCCCCAAUCCUGACCGAACUCGGCAAGGUCAAGAACCCAUGGCCAAAUGUAGAUGCCCACUCCGGUGUCCUGCUGCAGUACUACGGACUGAAGGAGAUGAACUACUACACCGUGCUGUUCGGCGUGUCCCGUGCCCUUGGUGUGUUGGCUUCGCUCGUCUGGGAUCGCGCCCUGGGACUGCCCAUCGAACGCCCGAAAUCCAUGUCCACCGAUGGACUGAUGAAGGCCGUUGGCGCCGCCAAGUAAAUCCGCCAUCGUCAUCAUCAUCCAAUCGACCGAAAACAAACCAAUCCCGUUUACUUCGAAGAACAACCAAGUACGACAUGAAUCAGCGAACCGCUCAAGAAGAUGAAUGCAAAACACGCAGAAAGACAGUGCUUGACAUCUCGUUCAAGAGAGUGUCGCGUGCGCAGCUGGCAGAGAAAGUGAACCAUAAAAAUACCAAACCUUCAAGUUAUGUUCCCUCACAAUUUUUACUUGCGCCAUCGUCCUUAAUUUCGGUUAUCCCUUAACAUUUGAUGCAUCGGAAAAAUCGAAACCCAAACUUUCACGCAUAUACAUUUGUAAUAAUUGUAUGAUUUUAAUUAAGAUGUUAAGAGCAUUAGUAACUUAAUUAGUGUUAGGAAUACAAGCGAAAAAGCGCAAAGCUUUGCUCAUUUUCGGGCAUCCACCGUAAGUCAGGGCUCUUCUCCUCGUCUGUUUUCAACACUGUAAAAAUGAAUCAACACCAGAAAAUCAGAGCAGGAGCCUUACUUACACGGACGGCAAAAGAAAAUAAAUCAUUUUAUUUAUUGUCUAUUUAAAAAAUCGACUAAUUUAAAUGAUGAUAAGUGAAACGAAAGCUUUCAAACUACAACGGCAAGGAAGAGAGUAAAAUACAAUAAAGAAGAAGACCAAACCCAGACGAAACCCCCUCGUUGUUAUUGCGUAUGUUGUAAAUCAAUCAUCUCGGAAUCCAAAUCAUACAAAGCAUACUUAAAUGUAGUUAAAAGAAGUGCUACCUCAUAUUCAUCUUGUUCUCGAUUUAAGAUCGUAACACUUGUAGAAUGUCUGAAAAUGCUCUAUAGCAUUGAUUCCCUCGCAAAACAAGGUCUGCCAUAUGUUCCCGUGAACCCUUUAUGAUUUCCGCCUUUCUCGCCAAAUGCUGUUUUUACUCAACUUUGAAUGUUUGUGCAAUCUUCUUCGAAUAACUUUAAGAAGCAUUCACGCCAACAUUUACUGCACAUGGUUCGUUCGUUUUGUUCUUCGGCUCGUAUCCACGUAACACGUGAUUGCGAUUUAUUAUAACUGAGAAGCUUUUCAGCUGAGGCCCCAACAAAUUAACACAAAAUAUCCAUCAGGGCACUAUGAAUCAAACCCUAGACGAAAAACCAAUGAUAAUAAACUAG
Molecule: messenger RNA, 2740 nt
Organism: Aedes aegypti (yellow fever mosquito)
Lineage: Eukaryota; Metazoa; Arthropoda; Insecta; Diptera; Culicidae
Gene: kdn
Product: probable citrate synthase 2, mitochondrial
Exons: 6
Coding region: 195-1598 (467 amino acids)
Biological process (GO): carbohydrate metabolic process; citrate metabolic process; tricarboxylic acid cycle
Cellular component (GO): mitochondrial matrix
Source: RefSeq, a predicted model, not a curated record